AGUUCUAUGUUCAUAGAAAGAACGCCAUUGCCGGCUGCGGAGGAUGCUCCGGAUUAUAAUAUCAACCCGGAUUCAAAUCUUGUGGUUGUAUACGGAAAAAAUGGAAUAAGUUUUGACGACAAAGGUUUGGAAAGCUUAAUAGAUGAGAAGAAAAUAUCGUCUAUAAGUGUUAUUCGAUUAACAUCUCCAACUCCUAGUAUGCAAGAGGAGGAGGAAGAGGAAGCAAGGCAAGAGGAAAUAUCAAGGCGUCAAGAUUUAGACUCUGCUAAUGACAGUUCUGACCAGGGCGAUGAAAGCAACUUGUCGGAUGAUGAUCGUAACAUUACUGGCGAUAGUGACACUUCCGAUCGCGGUGAUGCCAUACAGAGCUCCGAGGAUAAUAAGUCUAAAACCAAGGCAGUACCUCGUCGGCGAGGACGACAACCAAAUGUGGUAAAACAGAAAAAAAUAUUUCGAAAACGCAGAAGGGAUCGCCCUAAAAUAGUUGGAUUGCGCUUUGAAGAAUUCUAUUCCCCAGAUGAUGCUGGAGAAAUUGUAAAAGAAGCUCUCAAAUUGGCUGGUUUAGGACCCGACAGAAAAAGCAAAGAAGAUAUUGAGUUCCAGUUACUUGUUAUACGGAACGAUCAUUGCUACACACCUUUCACUUCACCCAGUCAAAUGAAAGCUAAACUAGCCGCGGACAAAUUAGAAUUGGAGCAACAAUCCAAUAGUCGCAAAUCUGUUGGCUCGCAAAAUCAAUUGGGUGUUGGAAAACAGCUGUUUGUUCGGAAGAAAAUCCUUCAGAAAACAGACUCAUUGUCAAAAUUGCCUAGUCCAACAACAUAUAUAAAAGAAAAGAGUGUUGCAUCAUCUAGCAAAUCAAUUUGUAAGGAAGGCAAAGACUUCAAGUCUGUUGAAAACAAUGAAGAAUUGGAAAAAGAUCCUCGUGUACCGACCGACGAAAAAGACUUCACAUCUGAAGGGGAUGAAGAGAGUGAAUGUACGGCACCCGAGGAAUCAGAUGAUUCCGACAAUGACCGUGAUAGCGAUUUAGAUUUUGAUGUGAACAAUCCAAAGGGCCGAAGAAGAAAAAUUAGAGCUGCUAAAAUUGCCAAACGUGUAUCUAAUACACCGAAAAUUCUUCAGAAGACAAGGCGUGCUCCUACUCAAGAAGAGCAAUCAGAGCUGGCGAAUAAACCAAGUAUGAACACAUCUACUACGAUUCAGAAAUUCAAGCCAAAUGUAAAAUCCGCAGCCGAUAUUGGCCGCAUCACAGUUCGUUCGAAUCCAACCAAGUUGCAAUCGCCAGCUCUUUGUAUGCCCACUAAGAGUACAGGUCAAGAUUUAUUGUCAUCUACCGGCACAGUUUCUGAAUCUCCAUAUAGAAAACUAAAUGAAAGCAAGACACUGCAUACACAAAUGAUCAAUGUCAAAACAGUUCCCAUAAAGACAAGCAACACAAUCAAGACUAUGACAUCCCCUCAAACCCAUAAGGAGAUUCUUAUUAACAAAAAUAUUAUGUCGAGUCCAAAAACAAAAGGUUUCACUGACUUGAAUACACUUCUAAUGGACCAACAAGAACAGAGAUUACAUCCAACAUCUACAUCCUAUUCAAAACCCUCAUUUAAAACGACAAUUGCAGCUGCAGUCUCACCGAAACCGACCGCUGCGCCAAAAGGUUUUAUGCCAUUAGGUGUUGAGACUGCAUCUAAAAAUCAGUUACCAGCACAAAUAUCCAUUCAAACACAUCAAAGUUCUUCGGAAUUGGAAGCUGAACACGAUAAGCAACUUGAUUUAAUAAAUUCUAUCGUUCAGGAUGAAAUGCAAAAGCCCAAAGAAAUGCUUACUCCCGCACCCUGUAAUAUUAUUGAGAAUAUUCCAGAAUUAGUGAAGAUGUUGGAAAGUACUGAAGCAUCUUUGGUACCAAAUAUAGCCGCUAUGAAUAAAGGUAUAAUUAAUAAUCCAUCUGAGAAUAGCAGUGUCAAACUUACAGAUAUCGAUCUAGGUAACGCAUCUUUGUUAAAUGGGCCUGACGGAAAUGAUGACGAUUUACCGGAUGAUAUACUGCAACAGGUGGUUGAGUUAAUCAAGGACGAUAAAACUUUACAAGAAGCGGUAGAUGUUUUGGGUUCUGGAGAUUCGAACGACCCCAUUGUUAGCAGCGCCACUAUGACCCAUCCGAACCCUCCACCGUUGGCUCCUAUUUCUCAACAGAGAAUUAGUAAUAAAAAUAUUUUAGAGGAUAUUCCUCAUUCUUCGAGGAGUAUUAUACAAAUGAGCAUUUCAAACAUACCAGCAACCACUUCAACGGUGACUCAAUCAGGCCCGGAACAAAAUCGUGCUAUGCAACAGACAAUAAAAAUAUCACCAUUGGCUCGCAAAGAACCCAUACAAAUUGUUCGAGGCAAUGGACGUGUCAUUACACUGCCUCCUAUCGAGGCACCAACAACGCGGGCUAAGAGACGAGCACAAACACAACCUUUUACACAUCCCGUCAUGGGAAAUACUUCAACACAAUCAACUUCAUCGAUUAUUUCCACUACUGUCAAUGAUGUUCCGUUGGAGAGUUCCAACGUUGCAACAACAUCUGCUAGCUCUCUUAAUACUUCUUCAGAGAGGAAAAAUCCAGACACUACUAGCCGCAGAAGAUGCUCUAAAGAAAACGUUACAGCUUCUACAACAACGCCACAGAAAAUCAAGCGGAAUGCAAGCAAAAAAACCAAUAAAUCGAAAGCUGAUGCCGGUGCAUCAGACUCUGGAGACGAAGAUGAUGACGAUCCAAAUAAGUUAUGGUGUAUAUGCAGACAACCUCAUAACAACAGAUUUAUGAUAUGUUGCGAUGUUUGCGAGGAUUGGUUCCAUGGAACUUGUGUAAAUAUAACAAAAGCUAUGGGACUAGAGAUGGAACAGAAAGGCAUUGAUUGGACAUGCCCCAAGUGCGUAAAGAAAAUCGAAGAACAGAAGCAACCAAAAAUUACUGACCUUUUCAAAAAGGAAACUGCAUCGCCAUUGCAACCAGCGGUAGUUACAAGUACAACGGUCAUUUCCACAACUCCAACAAUAUGUAGCGCGUCUACCUCGGCAACGACCGUUGUAACUUCCAAUUUGCAACAAGGAGUCAGUAAAAUUAUAUCAGAGCCGACUAAACAAGCAUUGGCCGAAUCGCCAAAACCCAAACUACAAACGGGACAGAUUAUAAAUCUUAAGGAUUUCAGUGGGAAAAAGGUUUACAUUCAGACAGCGCCAGGAAGUGCAAGUGGAGGCCAGAAGAAAAUAAUUGUCACUACAACACAACCACUUAAAACAACAUCUAAUCUUAGCUCCCCAGUAAGAACGUUCGCUGUUGUAAAGCAAAUAUCCUGUACCGGAAAACAGCAGGCACCAAAUCAAAAUAUAAAAGUUAUAAAGGCGAUAUCAUCUCCGGCACAAUCAUCAAGCCAGCAGCCGAUCAAAGUCGUUUCGGCAACUCCUCCGAAAGCAGCAAAUUCGUCAAAUGAAUCUCUGAACACGAAACCAUCGAAUGAACCCCCCACUUUAUGCAUUGUUUGCAAGAAAAAUGCACGUCCCAAUUCGAUUUAUUGUAGCGAUGAUUGCAUACGGAAACACUCACAGACUGCGUGGGCUACUUUGAGUACCAAUUCGCAAGAUGACAAAACAAAGAAAAAAUCCAAAGGCCUGUUUGAAGAGGAGUUAUCAAUGCCAGAUCGUAAGACCAAGAUGGAAAGAGUAAAUGUUUUCGAACGCAAAACUGGACGAACGCUAACCGGACACAAUGCACCAACAUUUGCAAAUCUAAAAAAAUGGCUCCAGGAUAAUCCAACAUUCGAAGUUAUUCAACCCGGUAGUCCACAGGCUCUUGAUAUAGAGAAAAGACAAAGAAUACGUACACAGCAUUCAUCUUCGCCAACAGUUUCUAAGAUGGCCACUUCCCCUCCUCCGUUGAAAUUACUUCCGUUUUCAAAUGUGGUUCACCAACAAAAAGCUGACACAAGAUCGAACAGUCCACAGACCAAUUCACCUGUUAAUGUAAAUAAAUCUACAUUGUCGGCUCUACAUUCGAAACCUACAAAGACUAUUCAGGAAGUACUGAAGAAUUCGCCAACAACGUCAUCCAAUUCACGGCCCGGUACACCUAAGCAAUUGCUGAAGUAUCCGCAGCAAGUAUCAAUUAAAGCGGACAGAGUUCAGAAAUCAAACGAUGACUCAAAAACUGCAAAAGAGAAAGCAGCCAGUUCUCAAAAACGCUCCGUUAACAUGGAAGCGGGCAGUAAGGCAACUGGACACGAUGAAGAUAUUCGUCAUGUUGUCCGCCGUACUCUUAAGGAACAAUUGUUGCAAAGAAUUCAAGAAGAAGCUGUAGUCACCCACCAGGACUCUGCUGGUGAAAGCGAUGAGAACAAAAUAAGCGAUAUGCCUAAAUUAUCGGUAGAAGAAGUGGACGAAUUUAUAAAAGCUACUGAACUGGAAAUGUACAACUAUUUUAGUCGCGACACAGGUGCCAAAUAUAAAGCCAAGUACCGUUCGCUUAUGUUUAAUAUCAAGGACAGGAAAAAUCAUACACUCUAUGCUAAGAUAUGCAGGAAACUAAUAGAGCCCAAACAAUUAGUUCGUAUGUCACCCGAAGAAAUGGCGUCUCAGGAGCUGGCACAGUGGCGGGAACAAGAAACCAAACACCAACUGGAGAUGAUAAAAAAAUCGGAGUUAGACUUGUUAUCGUGCGCAAAGAACUAUGUAGUGAAAACACACAAAGGAGAAGAGGUUAUUGAAGGAAAGUCUUCGGAAUUUGAGAAUAUCGCUUUGACAAUACCGGAAGAGGACACAAGUCAUAAAACAAAAUCCGCAGAUGAAGUCACAACAUCUAAAUCUCUUUCUCAUAUAUCUGAUUUGGAUUAUCUUUCUGCUUCCAAGUCACAUACACAACAUGUGAAAUUAAGCGGCGACGACGACAAACACAAAACUUCUUCUAGCAGCACUACUAACAAAGAAAAGGAUAAAGAGAAGGAACGGGGCAGAGAACGCGAACGAGACAAAGAUAAAAAUCGCGACAGGGAAAAAGAUCGCGAGAGGCAUCAUAAAAGCAAAGAUCGGUAUCGGGAUAAAUCCCGACCUAGAAAACGUAGUCGAAGCCGUUCUCGCAGCCGCAGUGGCGACCGUAGCGAAAAACGACAUAAAAGUUCAAAGGAUAUUAAAGAUGAAAAACGAGAUAAAGAGAAGGAUCGUGUCAAAGAUCGCUCAGAUCGCGAUCAGCAUACCGAUAGUAGCCUAAAGAAACCUGCAAUGCAGGCGGAGAAAAAGGCGACGAGUACACAAAAAAAGAAAAUCAACCAAGAUCAAACUUCGAACUUAUUAGAAGAAUACAACUUGGUUGAUAAGAUCCUGGAAUCUACUAAAACCGUAGAAGAAGCAGCUAACUUGAUCAGCGAAAAAAACAGAGAAGCAGACAACAGUAGGAAAACUCCAACUCUAUCAUUGUCAGCACCUUCGAUCACAUCCACCACUAGUAGCAACAGCGAUAAUAGCUAUGUUAUUGACAUCCCUGCCCCCUCGAGUUAUGUUGACUCAAGUGAUCAAGAACCUAGUAGCACAGUUUCAAUUCCCACACCGCCACAUGAUCCAUAUGCAAGAUUUAUUUCUUCAUCGCCCCCAUGCGAUGGAAACGAAUUAGGUCGUUAUAACAAUACAAUUUUAUGGUCGGGCAACAUAAAUAUGGUGGACGUCACGUCUUUCCAUCUAUGUCUACAGGCCCUAUCGGGAACUUGUCACAAUAUAUCAAAACUCUUGGCCAAGGAACUAGACGUUGUUGGUCGUAUUGGACCCGAAACUGUAUGGGAUUAUAUUUCGAAGAUCAAAAAGAGCCCAAAUAAAGAGAUUGUUCUCUUGCGACUUUUGCCGGCAAAGGAAACAGAAACAGCCGCAUAUAAAUUGCUUUAUGAGUAUCUGGAAAUACGUAAUCGGUUGGGUGUGAUCAAAAGUAUAUCACAGUAUAUAAAAGAUUUCUAUAUAUAUCCAUUGGCGGCAGGAAAAUUAAUGCCUGCUGUAUUGCGAUUCAAUGAAUGCAGUGAAUUUUAUGAUGACCCCUGUCGGCCGGAUAUGUUAAUCGGUAUAAUAGUGCGUGUUGUUGGUAAACGUUAUAGCUCAGUGGCUAACCCAAUUAGCGAGACAGCAACAAAGUUCGUUGGUCGUGAUAUCGAUGCUCAUACACCUCCAGGUAGCCCCAAGCUUAAGAAACGCCGCUCGUCUCCUAAUCCACAGGAUAUCGAUAUUGACGCCAUAAUAAAGGCGCCAAUUGCCUCCAAAUUACAAAAAGCCACAACAUCUGCUACUUUGGUAUCAAGUAUGAAAGACGCUGAUGAACCAUAUUCCCCUGGAGGAAGCUCGGGCGAUGAGGAUUUGCGAUUGUUGCCCAUAAAAUUGCCCGUUGGCCCCAAUCAAAUACAAACAGCUGAAGAAGAGCUGAAGCGUAAAAUGGAAGAGAUUAAUAGACAAAUAGCAGCACAGGAAAUGGAAAUCGCCGGUCUGCUUACCGGAGAAACAGCGAAAUAUGGAAAUACAUCGGGAACAACAUCAAAAGUAUUGGCAAACAUAGCCAUACCUUCGAAUUUAUCUCAGAUUCUAGCUAGUAUAAAGACGUCAAAUCCUGCACAAGAGGUUCGUUCGGCCGUACCACCGCCUCCGCCCUUGAUUGGAUCGUUGAUCACAUCGCCAGCUCUGCCCGAGUCGGUCGAGGAAUACAAUCCAGCUGACCCAAUCGAAUCAUCUUAUGGACAAAAAAUACUUACUUUCUUUUCUUCUCUUUCAGGCACUACAUCAACAAGUCGGCUCGCUAAACUAAGUGAAGCAGAGCUUCUUAGUAUGGUUCCCGAUGACAUUGUCCUAAAUGUCAAGACACCACCGGGGCGCUGCGAUGAACCUCCUCCGCCCGGUGUUUAA
Messenger RNA from Musca vetustissima, 6909 nucleotides. RefSeq lists its product as uncharacterized. NCBI's taxonomy places the organism in Eukaryota, Metazoa, Arthropoda, Insecta, Diptera, Muscidae. Bases 7 to 6909 code for a protein of 2300 amino acids. The record is from RefSeq and is a predicted model, not a curated record. Gene Ontology annotation, cellular component: nucleus. Gene Ontology annotation, biological process: DNA-templated transcription. Gene Ontology annotation, molecular function: protein binding. The transcript has 13 exons.